Messenger RNA from Colletotrichum lupini, 1398 nucleotides. Its product is annotated as Zn(II)2Cys6 transcription factor. The record is from RefSeq and is a predicted model, not a curated record. The transcript is spliced from 4 exons. NCBI's taxonomy places the organism in Eukaryota, Fungi, Ascomycota, Sordariomycetes, Glomerellales, Glomerellaceae. Bases 1 to 1398 code for a protein of 465 amino acids.
AUGCCUCUCGAGGACUCAGACAUCGACGUAUGCCCGCCAGGCCAGCGAGACCUCUAUGAACUAGUUGCAAAGUCAGAUCUUCACGGCCAAGUGGAGAACACCUUCCUACACCUACCUGCAAACCACCCCGAACGGUUGGUAUCAUCUCCAGCGGUUCAAGAUAAGACCACGGAGACCUCGCCUGAGGUAGACGAGGAACCCGGUAGACAUGAGAGAGCCAGUACCGACCCUCCGCCAUCCAGCAUAUCACCCAAGGCUGCCGCGAGUCUCCGCCACCGUCAAGAGACACAAGCUGUUUUAGAACAUCAUGUUCGGCACUCACAGCUAGUGGGAAGAGUUCUAGAAGUCUUCCACAAGUCUAUUCAUGCUAGAGAAAUGGAUGAUCAGACAAUUUUGUUCCUGAAGGCGGAUGUGACGGCCUAUGGCAACGAUCUCACAGAGCCGCGCUUCACCCCAGCCUUACAAGACAUACCACAGCUAACUCCGGACCCCACCGUCUUUCCCUUCGUCAAGUUCCGUGACGCAUUACAGACUAGCAUAAAUGCUGCCUACGCGAUACUCCGCAUCAUUGAGCAGUAUUCAGAAUUGGGGGGUCCUUUGUUUUGGCCUGGAUACAUGUCAGCUGUGUGGAUGAGUGGUCUAGUGCUGGCUCUAGCAGCGCGACUCAAAGUUUGCAAUGUUGAGAAAGCUAUAUCAGGAAUCGAAUCUUCGCUGCAACUGUUAAACAAGUUGACAAAACGAUGGGCAAUGGCUCGACACUGCAGAGAAGUCCUAUCUGUCCUGCUUCAGGGUAUCACACAGGGACCUAAAACACAUAAGAGAGUCCGAAAAGAUACCACUGAGGGCUCAGAUCAUGAGGAUGGUCAAGAUGUCACACAAAAGUCUGCCAAGCGAAGCAAGAAGAGGAUAAGAGGCACUAAUGCGUCUGGGCGACAAGAUCAGCCCAUAAAUCUCGGUACAAUGUCUCCGCGACGGCAACUACCAAUAUCAAACACCAACCAUAACACUCGAAGCCCGAUUCCAGCCCAACGGCUAAGAGAUAGCAAUCCCGUUCCAAGGGUCUAUGAAAGCCAAAGACAGAAUCAUUUCAACUUCGAGACAUCCGACUUCAACCCAAACAGCCCCCGGCCAAACCAGAGUCAGACUCGUCCAACCGAUGCCAGCCAGCUUUUCUCGCCGGCUGACUUCAAUUUUCAAAACAACACCUCAUCUAUGAGUUCCUAUUUUGCUCCCAUACCCACAACAUUUCCGGAUCGCAACAGAAACCCAUCCAAUCAGGUCAUGGAAAGACAGUUUGGAGUCACUGACAACUUUUUCGACAUGUUCGAUGGAGCUACAUGGGGUUCACUGCUGGACAUUGUGAACGAUGCAGGUGCAGAAGCACAAUAUCCAUACUAA